CGAAGGCGCGUUAAGCAGAAGAAUUACAAAACGUUCAAGUACGUGAAAAGAUCCAAUUUGUCAGGGUAUACUUUCAUAAAUCAGUAUCGUAAGGUACCGGAAGAACCGAAUAAUCCAAUAGGUCAAAUUUGAGAGAAAGAGCAAGCUUCGCCUUCUAUGCCAGUGAGUGUAAAGGCAGCUUUGAUAGACAAUUGAGACGAGAUAAAAGGUCGACUCGAAAGUUCUCUAUUUAACAUUGGCAGUACAACCGAAACGGUUCAUUUUCAUUUGUGCAUUUAGGCUGAGCACGUAAAUUGAUUGCAUUGAUUUAUUAACUGAAAGUGAUAUAUUUGUUCUGUGAUUUCGUGUAAAGACAUCAACAACAACAACAAGCACAACAACAGCAACAACCGAAGAACAAACAUGGUGAAAUUAAUUGCGAGUAUUUGCCUACUGGUCGUUCUGGCUGUGGUCAACCAGGCCCAGGCUGAUAACCUACAAUGCAACAUCAAGACGAAUGCGGUUUUCAAGGGAUGGCCCGACAUGAAGGAGCCAUGCAUUAGGAGCAUGCGCGACCAGAUUCAGAAGGAGAUUGAAGCCUCUACCCAGUACCUGGCCAUGGCUGCCUACUUUUCAACCGACACCGUCAAUCGUCCUGGCUUCGCCGAGCAUUUCUUCAAGGCAGCCAGGGAGGAGCGCGAGCAUGGCUCCAAGCUGGUGGAGUACCUGUCGAUGCGUGGCCAGUUGACCGACACCGUUAACAACCUGAUCAAAGUACCGUCUGUUAAGGUGACCAACUGGACUGGUCUGUCGGCUUUGGAGGAUGCUUUCAAGCUAGAAACCGAGGUGACCAAGUCUAUUCGCGAACUGAUCAAGACCUGUGAGGGUACUUCCAAGAAGGCUGAUGAUAACGAUUACCAUCUGGUCGACUAUCUGACUGGCGUCUAUCUGGAGGAGCAGCUGACUGGCCAGCGCGAUCUGGCUGGCAAGAUCACCACACUGGAGAAGAUGAUGUCCUCCCACGGCCAACUGGGCGAGUUCCUCUUCGACAAGAACUUGUAAGGUGUCACGGCCCCGCCCACGGGAAACACCAAUACACCAACUCAUUGUCUAGCAUGCUAUUCAUAGUUUUUACUGUGCUCUUAAAAACCUCUUAUUUAAAAUUAACUGUAAUUAGCCGCUGCAAAAAAAAAACACCAUCCCAACAAGUAUUUUGUUAUCUUCACAAGUUUUUGCCAAAUUUAGUUUAUAAUUAAAUCACACUCAAACGUUAAAAGCUCUUCUUUUUUGUUUCAUACAAAUAUUGGCCAAAUAAAUACAACGUUCUGUUUGAAGUCGAUUUCAUUCCAAGGCACAGUCAAA
Drosophila novamexicana is the source of this 1341-nucleotide messenger RNA. RefSeq names its product ferritin subunit (gene Fer1HCH). The transcript is spliced from 3 exons. The record is from RefSeq and is a predicted model, not a curated record. Gene Ontology annotation, molecular function: ferric iron binding; ferrous iron binding. Bases 403 to 1041 code for a protein of 212 amino acids. Lineage: Eukaryota; Metazoa; Arthropoda; Insecta; Diptera; Drosophilidae. Gene Ontology annotation, cellular component: cytoplasm. Gene Ontology annotation, biological process: intracellular iron ion homeostasis; iron ion transport.